Messenger RNA from Rotaria sp. Silwood2, 399 nucleotides. Lineage: Eukaryota; Metazoa; Rotifera; Eurotatoria; Philodinida; Philodinidae. The record is from the annotation of a GenBank genome assembly.
AUGCUUCAAAUCAUUUUAGCAUAUCUCGUCAUCUUCUAUCAACUUUCAGCAGCAUUUCCAACCAGUUUUGGUCAAUAUAAUUUGGUGGCGGAAGAAAGCGAUGAUGAAACAACACGAUAUUUUAUUGUUGGUGACUGGAGUGGUUUACCAGUAUUGCCAUUUGAUACACCAUCUGAAGUUGCUAUAGCUGAUGCAAUGGGCAAAUUAGGUGUAAAAUUGAAUACAACUUUUCAAUUGGCAUUAGGUGACAAUUUUUAUUAUUAUGAUGUUCGAGCAAAUACUUUUGAACAUGUAUUUUCGGCGACAUCAUUACAAACUUCUUGGCAUGUUUUAGCUGGUAAUCAUGAUCAUAGAGGAAAUGUUUCAACAGAAAUUGAAUAUGGAAAAAAAUCAAAAUGA